GGAACUCCGUUAACGUUAGAGAAUAUAACAGUAGAUCCACCCAAAGGUAGUGAAGUACGGGUGCGGAUGGUAUCUGCGGGUAUCUGUGCCAGUGAUGCCCAUUACAUAUGGGGUCAACAGACAGAUGCUGACCUAGACUUUGGCGGUAAGCCAGUGGUGUUAGGCCACGAGGGGGCCGGUGUGGUCGAGUCGGUCGGACCUGAUGUGAAGAGUGUAGGUGUGGGCGAUCACGUGAUAAUGCUAUGGUUGCCUAACUGCGGGAAGUGUCCGCUCUGUGCGCACCCGAAGACCAACUUUUGUAUGAGUGUUGACCCGUACUCCACGUUAUAUCACGAGAAAGGGGUGACGCGAAUGAAAAUCAAUGGCGAAAACUUGCUAUCAUUUCUUGGCACGAGUACUUUCUCGGAGUAUAUAGUGGUAAGGGAGGUUCAAGUUGCUAAGAUCAAUCCAAAGGCUGAUCUCAAGACAGCCUGUGUGAUAGGCUGUGCUGUUGGCACGGGGUAUGGAAGUGUUGUUAAUAUAGCCAAAGUACAUCCCGGUGCCAAAUGUGCCGUUUGGGGUUUGGGUGCCAUUGGGUUGUCAGCUGUAUUGGGCUGUAAACAGGCCGGCGCUGCGACCAUAAUAGGAGUCGAUAUAAACCCCGAUAAAGAAAAUAUUGCCAAACAGUUUGGUUGCACCCGGUUUAUUAAUCCCAAAACUCUAGACGAACCGAUCGAAAGUAUACUACAAAAAGAAGGGGGACUGGAGUUUGCCUUCGAUUGUAUCGGUAAUCAACAGGUGAUCGACUCGGCCUACAAAUCAUUGUGCCCCUGGGGGUCACUCACUCUUAUCGGUACA
Molecule: messenger RNA, 837 nt
Organism: Oppiella nova
Lineage: Eukaryota; Metazoa; Arthropoda; Arachnida; Sarcoptiformes; Oppiidae
Source: the annotation of a GenBank genome assembly